AUGCCUAAGAUCAAGAUGAUGCCUAGAGAUAGGGACGGAGAGGAGGAGGAUGAAGACAAGGGAACAUUACUGUCGGGGGACGCCAUUCUACCGGACGAACUCCUGCAGAAGGUGCUCUCCUUGUUGCCUAUCGCCAACAUCAUCAAAUUGAGCAUCGUGUGCAAACGGUGGUACGAGGUGGUUCACUCCUGCCCCCCAUUGUCAUGGGCGAUGAUGGCGCCACAGAAGCCAUUGUUUUUCAGGUCAUGCUUUAAUGAUUGCGCCUUCUCAGGCCGCGUGUACGACCCUUGUCUCCUCCGAUGGUACAACUUCGACUUCCCCCGCUUAGAAAAGAGCAUCUGGCGCACGUCCUCCUCCUGUGGCCUUGUCUGCUUGAUGAAUCUCAAAGAAGGUAGCCAAUUAUUGGUCGGCAAUCCCAUCAAGAGAGAUUGGAAGUUGCUUCCUCAAGUCCCCGGCGGCUCGUCCCCCCACUACAACGCGCUCGCCUUGUCAUUCGACCAUCGCACGCGCGGCUACACCGUGGUCGUCGCCAAGUGCACCCACAUUGUGCUGCCAAGGAACUCCAGUCAUUGGCGCUUAUCCGUCCACAUCUACGAAUCAACCACAAAAUCGUGGGACACGCCUUUCGCCCAAGACAUCGGCUUCUCCCAAGAAAUCGGCUGCUGGAUGGGCAGCAACGAGGCCGUCAUAUGCAACGGCGUGCUCUACUACUUCAUCGGCCCGCACCCAAUGCAACGCCCCCACUUAGUGGCGUUCGAUCUCUCCAAGCCGCCCUCAAGCAUAGAGUAUCUGAUUCAAGAAUCGAUUCGUGGUCCAUACCGUCUUGCCUGUGUUGGGUUGAUCAACCUGUCGAAUAAAUUGGUCAUGGUCGGCAUGACAAACCAUUGGCCGCACGAGGGAGUGGUGAUUUUGGAACUCGAGGAUAAGACAUGGCGGGAGGUGGCUCAAAUGCCGAACUCCAUAUACAAGACGUUAAACGGCCAAAAUUUCAUCUGCUGCGGCGCCGGCCACUUCCUCUUCAUGCACUCCUCAGUGUGGCCGGUGCUACUGACCUUCGACAUGAGGCAGAAGGUGUGGAAAUGGUCGAGCCAGAUGUGUCCGUGCCCAUGCCCCUCCACCGAGCCAUUGCAGUUCAGGUUCCUAAACUACUGCGGCUUCUGCUUCGAACCGAGGCUUGACGUCUCCUCUUGA
Zingiber officinale is the source of this 1191-nucleotide messenger RNA. Its product is annotated as F-box/kelch-repeat protein At3g61590-like. Gene Ontology annotation, molecular function: protein binding. The record is from RefSeq and is a predicted model, not a curated record. The transcript has a single exon. The coding region runs from base 1 to 1191 and encodes 396 amino acids. NCBI's taxonomy places the organism in Eukaryota, Viridiplantae, Streptophyta, Magnoliopsida, Zingiberales, Zingiberaceae.